Molecule: messenger RNA, 346 nt
Organism: Staurois parvus
Lineage: Eukaryota; Metazoa; Chordata; Amphibia; Anura; Ranidae
Source: the annotation of a GenBank genome assembly
AUGGGGCCCCCGGGCAAUAGGGGAUCGUGGAGCCCCGGUGUCCUUGCCCAAACUCAAACCACACCCCAAAAAAGCCUAUGAAAGGUAACAAGGGAAUCUCAUGGGGCCCCCUACUGACCCCAGGCCCUCAGGCGGUGCCCGUGAGCUCGAAUGGUCAGUCCGCCCCGGGAGGACUAAAAACUCACGGGGCCCCCGGGCAAUAGGGGAUCAUGGGGCCCUGUGUCCUUGCCCAAACUCAAAAAAGCCUAUGAAAAAAAAAAGGUACCAGGGGCAUCUCAUGGGGCCUCCUACUGGCCCAGGCCCUCGGGCAGUGCCCGAGUUUCCAAACGGUCAGUCCGCCCCUGCU